AUGCCUGUACCCACAGCCUCAGCUACACCCCGCACCAACACCCCAAUUACCUCCAGCUGCACCUGCGCCAACACCCCCAGCUACCCCCCAACUACACCCGCCCCCAGCACCCCAAUUACCCCCAGCUGCACCUGCGCCAACACCCCCUGUGACCCUAACUACACCCGCACGAACACCCCAAUUACCCCCAGCCACACCUGCACAGAUGCCGACACCCACCAGCACCCACGUGACUGGACACGUCGCGCCUGCCUGCGGAGCCGCCUGGCCCUGAGCGGCCUGCGGGAGCAGGCCUGGACGCCGGAGCACGACGCCGCCCUCGACGUCUUCCUGGCGGCCGGCGGCGCCGCGCCGCUGCUCGUCGUCUACGUGGACGAGGCCGCCGGCCUCCAGGUGCGGCACGCCGUGCCGCCGCAGGAGCCCGAGCAGCUCGCCUUCUUCAUCCGCCUGGGCGGCGGCGAGCUGGCGGCGGCCGACCUGGGGCGGGCGGUGCAGUUCGGCACGGCGCGGCGGCCCUGCCUCGAGGCGCUGCGGCGGCUCCUCGAGGCGCUGCUGCUGCCGCGGCUCUUGGCCGGCGCCGCCUGGCCCGAGGGCGUGCGCGCCGAGUUCUUCGCCGAGGUCUACCACUUCAUGACCUCGCUGACGGACACCUGCGCCCGCCUGCGGGGCCGCACCGUGCUCUACGUGCCCGUGGAAGCCCUCACCGUGGAGCCCGCCGCGGCGGCCGCCGACCGGGCCCUGGUGCAGCGCCUGGAGCCCUCCGUCAUCCACUGGACGCGGCAGAUCAAGGAGGUGCUGCGGGCCCAGGAGGCGGUGGAGAGCCGGGAGAGCGCCGGGCCGCUGGAGGAGAUCCGCUUCUGGCAGCGCCGCUGCGCCGACCUCUCCGCCAUCCGGCGGCAGCUGGCCCGCCGCGGCGUGCGGCGCCUCGAGGCCGCGCUGGCCCUCGCCAAGUCCUCCUACCUGGCACCCUUCCAGAAGCUCGCCCGGCAGAUCGAGGCCGGCUCCGACGAGGCGCGCUCCAACCUGCGCUUCCUGUCGGCGCUGGAGGGGCCGUUCCGGGAGCUGGCGACGCUGCCGCCGGCCGCCGUCCCGGCGCGCCUGCCCCGCCUGCUCGGCCUGGUGCGCGUCGUCUGGGUCAACUCGCCGCACUACAACUCGCGCGAGCGCAUCACCGCGCUCUUCCGCAAGGUGUGCGACUGCCAGCAGCACUUCGCCCGCUGGGAGGACGGGCGGCAGAGCCCGCUGCCGUGCUUCGCCGGGCACCGGGGCCCGCAGCUGGCGCAGAGCCUGGCGGAGAUCGAGGAGACCUUCCGCAAGCACCUGCUGGCCCUGCGCGCCUGCAAGGGCGACAUCCUCGACGUGAAGAACCCCUUCUGGCACGAGGAGUUCAACCGCUUCCGCGCCGGCGUCAAGGACCUGGAGGUGAUGACGCAGAACCUGCUGGCGUCGGCCUUCGAGACGGUGCGGGACGCCGAGCGCGGCGUGGCCCUGCAGGACGCCUUCGAGCCCCUGGCGGCACGAGAGGCCGUGCGGCGCGCCUUCGACCGCAGGACGGUGCACGUGUACUCGCUGUUCGGCGCCGAGCUGGCGCUGGUCAACAAGGAGCUGAGCCGCAAGCGCCCGGCGCCGCCACCCUGGGGCUGCCGCCACUCGGGCCUGGCGCACUGGCUGGGGGCCCUGCGGCGCCGCCUCGCCCGCCCCGCCAAGUGCCUGGCCGAAGCGCGUUUCCUGCCGGAGGUGGGCGUGGGCGAGGAGAGCCGGCAGGCGCACCAGCUGCUGGCGCAGGCGCUGGACGAGCUGGAGCGCCGCAGCUUCCAGGAGUGGAGCCGGGCGCUGGAGCGCGACUGCCUGGCGCGCCUCGACGUCCCGCUGCUGGCGCCCAGCGCCCACCGGCCCGGCCUGCUCGACGUCAACUUCGACAAGGACCUGCUCAAGCUCUUUGCGGAGAUGCGCUGCUGGGAGCGGCUGCUCUUCGAGACGCCGCACUUCGCGGCCGAGGCGUACCGCCGGCGCGAGGACCUGCGCGCCCUGCGCGAGAACCUGCUGCUGGUGGUGCGCGAUUACAACAGGAUCGUGAGCGAGCUGUCGCCGGAGGAGCGCGGCCUCUUCGCCGAGCGCAUCCGCGCCCUCGACCGCAGGAUCCAGCCGGGCCUCAAGAAGCUGCUCUGGUCCCUCAAGGGCGCCAGCAGCUGCUUCAUCAGCGAGUGCCGCCUGCACGCCAGCAAGGUGCAGGCGCUGGUGACGGAGUUCAAGGCGGCCACGGUGGCGGUGGCGCGGCACGCGCAGCGCAUGAGCGAGGUGCUGCUCGUGCGCCUGCCGGGCCGGCGCCUCUACGCCGACCUGGAGUUCGCCGAGGAGCAGCGGCGGCACCGGGCCCGCGCGCAGGAGGCGCUGGCCGCCGAGCACGCCGAGGUGGGCCGCAUCCUGCGGCGCGCCCGCGACGUCUUCAGCCGCGACGGCCCCGAGGUGCAGCAGCAGUGGUGGAGCUACGCCGCCCGCAUGGACAAGAUGGUGGAGGAGGCGCUGAGGCUCAACGUCAAGCGCUCGCUGCAGGAGCUGGCCCGGGCCGUCGUCGGGGACGGCAAGAGCUCGCCCAGCCCCCUGCUCCGCGUGCGCGUGGUGCUGGCGGAGGGCGAGGGCGAGGCGCCGCCCCAGGUGGCCUUCUCGCCCAGCCUGGCCGAGCUGGCCGCCAUGGUGAACGACGUCCCCGGCCACCUCGUCUUGUGCCUCUCGGCCUUCCCCCGGCUGCCGGAGCUGCUGGGCCGCCGCCGGCCACGCCACGAUCCCAUCUGCCUGCUCGUGGAGCGCGACGAGGAGGUGGCCAAGCUGCGGGCGCAGCUGGCCGCCGGCGUGCUGGCCAACGCCUCGCUGCUCCAGGGCUACCUCAAGACGUGGGCCGGCUACCGGGAGAUCUGGGAGGUCGACAAGGCGGCCUUCAUCGGCCGCUACGCCCACCUCGACCCGCUCGUGUCCUCCUUCGACGCCGACAUCGCCCGGUACAUGGAGGUGGCCAACAACGCGCAGAAGGAGGAGACGACCGUGAGCGCCCAGUUCGUGCUGCUCGACUGCGCCCAGCUGAAGGCCGCCGUGGUGCGGCACUGCGGCGAGUGGCAGCGCCGCUUCACCGGGCUGCUCGAGGAGAUGGCGGGCGCCCGCCUCCGCGCCCUGCACGCCUACCUGCGCCACAACAGCCAGGCCAUCCGCCGGCCGCCGGAGACGCUGGAGGAGCUGAGCGGCGGCCUGCGGCUGCUGGAGACGCUGCAGCGGGAGGCGCCGGCGGUGCGGGCCCGCCUGCCGCCGCUGCACGAGCAGUUCGCCGUCCUCGAGAAGUACGAGGUGGCCGUGAGCGAGGAGGCGCUGCAGCUGCUGGGCGCGCUGGAGGGCGAGCGGCUGGCCUUCGAGCGGGCGCUGCGCGAGGGCGACGCCAUGCUGCAGCGGCACAAGGAGCGCUUCCGCACGGGCCUCGUGCACCACGCCGACGACCUCAAGAAGAAAGCGCGGGGGCUGCUCGAGGAGUUCGCCGCCGCCGGGCCCUUCAGCAGCGGCACGGGCUGCGCCGCGGCGCUGGAGCGGAUCGGCGCCCUGCGGCGGGCGCUGGCGGCCAUGCAGGCGGAGGAGAGCGCGCUGCGCAGCGACCUGGGCGUCUUCAAAAUCGACCAGCCGCCCUCCAAGGACCUGCAGCGCCUGGAGAAGGAGCUGGACCAGCUGCAGGAGGCCUGGGAGGUCGCCGGGGAGUGGGAGAGGCGCUGGGACGGCUGGAAGCGGCUCGGCUUCCGCGCCCUGGACGCGGAGCGCGCCGAGGCCGAGGCCGCCGAGCUGGCCCGCCGCCUACUGCGCCUCGGCCGCGAGCUGGAGGGCCGCCGCUGGGACGUGGUGGAGGCGACGGCGGCGCUGGUGGACGACUUCCGGCAGACGGUGCCGCUCGUCAGCGCCCUGAGGGACCCGGCCAUGCGGCAGAGGCACUGGGCCGAGGUGGAGGCGCUGCUGCAGCGGCCGCUGCAGCCCGAGGCGGAGGAGCUGCGCCUGGAGGCGCUCGUGGAGCUGGGCCUGCACCGGCACGCCGCCGCCGUGGCCGCCGUGGCCGCCGCCGCCGCCCGCGAGCUCGCCGUCGAGCGGGCCCUGCAGGAGCUGGCGCACACGUGGGAGGUGACCACGCUGGACAUGGCGCCCUACAAGGACAAGGGCCACUGGCAGCUCCGGGGCACCGAGGAGCUCUUCCGGGCGCUGGAGGAGCACCAGGUCUCGCUGGCGGCCAUGAAGGCCUCGCGGCACGCCAAGCCCUUCGCCGCCGAGGUGGAUCGCUGGGAGCGCGACCUCUCGCUCGUGCUGGAGGUGACGGAGGCGGCGCUGGCCGUGCAGCGCCACUGGCUGCAGCUGGAGAACAUCUUCCUGGCCGAGGACGCCCGCAAGCAGCUGCCCGAGGAGGCGGCGGCGUUCGGCCGCCUCGCCGCCGCCUGGAAGGGCGUCACGGAGCGGCUGAGCGCCGAGCGCAGCGCCCUGCGGGCCGCGCACCGGCCCGGCCUCCUGGAGGAGCUGCUGGAGCUGGGCCGGGCGGCGGAGCGCAUCCGGCGCUCGCUCGACGCCUUCCUGGAGAGCAAGCGCCUCGUCUUCCCCCGCUUCUGCUUCCUGGGCAACGAGGAGCUGCUGGCGGUGCUGGGGCAGAGAGCGCCUGUCGGACCAGGGUCCCUGUCGGAUUGGGGAUCCCCAUCAGAUCUCGGCUCCCCGUCGGACUGGGACCCUCGUCAGAUAGGGGGCACCCGUCGGAUCUGGGAUCCCUGUCGGAUCGGGGUCCCUGUCGGAUCUGGGAUCCCUGUCGGGUCUGGGGUCCCCAUCGGAUCCAGGAUCCCCGCUGGAUUGGGACCCUCGUCCUAUAGGGAACACCUGUCAGAUCUGGGAUCCCUGUCGGGUCUGGGGUCCCCAUCGGAUCCGGGAUCCCCACUGGAUCGGGACCCUCGUCCCAUAGGCAGCGCCUGUCAGAUCGGGAUCCCUGUGGGCUUUGGAUUGGGGCUGUCGGAUUGGGGCUCCCCGUUGGCUCGGGCUCGGGGCGCCCCCCUGCCCUCCCAGUGCGCCGGGCCGUGGGGCGUCGCGGCCCCCCAGCAGCCCCCCACUCCCCCCCCCAACCACGGCCCCCUCGCGCAGGCGGGGCCGGGCGGCCGGCUGGAGGCGACGGGCAUGGUGGCGCCGGACGGCGAGUACGUGGAGUUCAGCCGGCCCGUGGCGCUGGAGGGGCCCGUGGAGGAGUGGCUGGGCGAGGUGGAGCGCGCCAUGCGGGCCACGCUGCGCGAGCUGCUGCGCGCCUGCCUGCUCGCCCUGCGCAAGACGCUGCCCAAGAGGGACAAGUGGGCCAGGGAGUGGCCCGGCCAGCUCGUGAUCGCCGCCAGCCAGAUCCAGUGGACGGCCGACGUCUCCCGCAGCCUGGCCCAGAGCAAGGAGCGCGGCGACCGGCGCUUCCUCAAGGCCGCCCGGAAGAAGCAGGCGGCGGUGCUGAGCCGCUACGCGGAGGCGCUGCGCGGCAGCCUGCCCGAGGGGAGCCGGCUGCGGCUGGCGGCGCUGGUGACGGUGGAGGCGCACGCCCGCGACGUGGCCGAGCGCCUCUACAAGAGCGGCACCCCCGACGCACCGGCCUUCGAGUGGCUCGGCCAGCUCCGCCUCUACUGGGACAAGGACGCCGACGACUGCGUGGCGCGGCAGACCUGCGCCCAGCUGCCCUACGGCUACGAGUACCUGGGCAACUCGGGGCGCCUCGUCGUCACCCCGCUCACCGAGAGGUGCUUCCUGGCCCUCACCCUGGCGCUGCACCUGCACCACGGCGGCGCCCCGGCCGGCCCCGCCGGCGCCGGCAAGACGGAGACCGUCAAGGAGCUGGGCAAGACGCUGGGCGCCCGGGUGCUGGUGCUGAACUGCGCCGCCGGGCUGGACUGCGCGGCGCUGAGCCGCACCUAUGCCGGCCUGGCGCAGACGGGCGCCUGGGGCUGUUUCGAGGAGCUGGCGCGGCUGCCGCCGGCGCCGCUGGCCGUGGCGGCGCAGCAGGCGCUGGCCGUGCUGGGCGGCCUGGCCGCCGGCCGGGCCACCGUGGCCCUGGAGGGCCGCGCCGUGGCCCUGCGCCCCUCCUGCGGCAUCUUCGUCACCGCCGACCUGGGCGGGGGGGGCGCGGCGGAGCUGCCCCCCGAGCUGCAGGAGGUGCUGCGGCCCGUGGCCAUGGCGGCGCCCGACGGCGCCCUCGUCGCCGAGGUGCUGCUGCUCACCGAGGGCUUCGGCGACUGCAAGGCGCUGGCGCGGCGGCUGCAGGCCCUGUGCGCGCUGGCGCCGCCCCAGCUCUCGCUGCAGCCCCACUACGACGGCGCCUUCGGGCUGCGGGCGCUGGUGCCGCUGCUGCGCCGCGCCGGCGCCGCCCGCCGCCGCCACCCCCAGCUCGGCGACGACGAGGUGCUGCUGGAGGCGGCGGCGGCGACGCUGGAGCCGGCGCUGGCGCCCGAGGACCUGGCACCCUUCCGGGCGCUGCUGCGCGACCUCUUCCCGGGCACCGAGCCGGCGCCGGGCGACGCCGACGGCGGCGACGAGGAGGGCAGCAGGCAGGCCACGGCGGCGGCGGUGGCCAAGGUGCGGCAGCUGUGGGAGACGGUGCGGAGCCGGCGCCCCGCCGUGCUCGCCGGCCCCACGGGCAGCGGCAAGAGCGCCACGUGGCGCGCCCUGCAGAGCGCCCUCGGCGGCAUGGCCCGCGCCGGGCAGCCCGGCGGGCGCCUCGUCCGGGACUUCCUCCUGAACCCGAAGGCGCUGUCGCCGGGCGAGCUCUACGGCGAGUACGACGCCGGCACCGGCGACUGGGCCGACGGCGUCCUCUCGGGCCUGCUGCGCGCCGCCUGCGCCGACGAGAAGCCGGACGGCAAGUGGAUCGUGCUGGACGGCCCCGCCGACGCGCUCUGGAUGGAGGCGCUGAGCUCGGCGCUGGACGAGUGCCGGGUGCUGGCGCUGGGCAGCGGCGAGCGCCUCGCCCUGCCCGAGCAGGUCUCGCUGCUCUUCGAGGUGGAGGACCUGGCGGGCGCCUCGCCCGGCGCCGUCUCCCGCUGCGGCGUCGUCUACAUGGACUACGGCGCCCUGGGCUGGAGGCCCUACGUGCUCUCCUGGCUGCGCAGCCGCCCCCAGGACGAGGCGGAAACGCUGCAGCGCCUCUUCGACAAGUUCCUGGAGCCGCUGCUGGCCUUCAAGGUGGCCAACUGCCACGAGCCGGUGCCCGUGGGCGAGCACGGCGCCGUGGCCUCCCUCUGCAGGCUCUACGCCGCCCUGGCCACGCCAGAGAACGGGGUAGGGGACAGCAGCCGCCGCGGCCGGGGCGCCCGAGCCGCCCUCUUCUUCCUCUUCAGCCUGGUGUGGGCGGUGGGCGGCGCCGUGGACGAGGCCGGCCGCAGGCGCCUCGACGCCUGGCUCCGCGAGAUGGACGCCUCCUUCCCCAACAAGGACACCGUCUACGACUACUUCGUGGACCCCAAGAAGAAGGCCUGGGCCUCCUUCGAGGAGCAGCUGCCCACCACGUGGCGCUACUCGCCCGACACCCCCUUCUACGACGUGCUGGUGCCCACGGCGGACACGGUGCGCUACCAGUACGUGGCGCGGGCGCUGCUGGCGGCCGGCAGCCCCACGCUGCUGGCGGCCGCCCCCGGCGCCGGCAAGACGGCGCUGGCGCGGGGGCUGCUGCGGGGCCUCGACGCGGCCCGCUGGGCCCUGCUCACCGUCAGCAUGUCGGCGCAGACGACGGCGGCGGGGCUGCGCGGCGCCCUGCGGAGCCGCGUGGAGAAGCGGACCAAGGGCGCGUACGUGCCGGCCGGCGGCCGCCGCCUCGCCGCCUUCCUCGACGACCUGAACCUGCCGGCGCCCGACGCCGCCGGCGCCCAGGCGCCGCUCGAGCUCCUGCGCCUCUGGCUGGAGCACGGCUUCUGGUACCAGCGCGGCGCCCCGGCCCUGCGGCGCGUCCAGGGCGUCGCGCUGCUGGCGGCCGUGGCGCCCCCGGGCGGCGGCCGCGUCCCCCUCCCGCCCCGGCUCCAGAGUCGCUUCAACCUCGUCAACAUGAACUACCCGGCGCGUGUCGCGGUUGCCCCCCAGCGUGCCGCGUUGCCCCAUGCACGGACCUGUAGGGGACGAGCCGCAGGUGCGGCGCUGCGGCGCAUCCUGGGGACGCUGCUGGCGCAGAAGCUGCAGGACUUCGAGGAGGCCGUGAAGGCGCUGGGGCGGGCCGUGGCGGAGGCCACGGCGGAGCUGCUGCGCGCCGUGGCCCAGCGCUUCCCGCCGGUGCCCGCCAAGAGCCACUACCAGUUCAGCCUGCGCGACGCCACCAAGGUCGUGCAGGGCGUGCUGCGGGCGCACAGGGACUUCCACGACACCAAGGGCAGCCUGACCCGGCUCUGGAUCCACGAGUGCUUCCGGGUGUUCUCGGACCGGCUGGUGGAGGCGGGCGACGCCGAGGCCUUC
Molecule: messenger RNA, 8463 nt
Organism: Rhea pennata
Lineage: Eukaryota; Metazoa; Chordata; Aves; Rheiformes; Rheidae
Gene: DNAH2
Product: dynein axonemal heavy chain 2
Biological process (GO): cilium movement involved in cell motility
Cellular component (GO): axoneme; dynein complex; 9+2 motile cilium
Molecular function (GO): ATP binding; dynein intermediate chain binding; dynein light intermediate chain binding
Source: RefSeq, a predicted model, not a curated record